Molecule: messenger RNA, 2208 nt
Organism: Geodia barretti
Lineage: Eukaryota; Metazoa; Porifera; Demospongiae; Tetractinellida; Geodiidae
Source: the annotation of a GenBank genome assembly
AUGACCAGAAUCGCGGGCUAUGCCGACCGCGUCAGCGUGACGCCGGGAGAGACCAUCAACUUCAUGGUGAGUUGCGAAGCUCCCUCCUACAAAUGCGACAUCGUCCGCCUCGUCUGCGGCGACGAGAACCCCGACGGCCCCGGCGUCAAGGAGAAGGUCGUCAGGACCGGCGCGAGCGGCACCUACAAGGGGCGCCGCCAGGUCUGCUACGACGGCUCCUUCAUGGAAGUCCCGGCUCAUCCCGCCAUCCAGGGGCUGGAUAGCUUCACCUUCCAGGCGUUCAUCUGGCCGACGACGCCCGAUCGCGGCACCCAGGCGCUGAUCUCCAACUGGCGCGACCGCGACAAGGCAGGUGCCGCGCUCAUCAUCACCAAGAAGGACGGCUCGCUCGCGCUCUGCCUCGGUGACGGUAAGGGCGAGAUCGAGGUGAUCGCCACCAACCGGCCGCUGAUCGCGCACCAAUGGUACUUCGUCGCCGCAUCCUACGACGCCGAGUCGAAGCAGGUGACGCUGGUGCAGCAGCCGCUCAACGAAUACCCCAAUGUGGACCACGGCCGGACCUUGAAGAAAAAGUCCGCGCUGAGCGGGCCGGGCAAGCACGACGCACCACUCACCAUGGGCGGCCACUUCAAGCGCGUAGAUAAGGGGCGCACCGUCUGCGGCGGCUUCUACAACGGGCGCAUCGACAGCCCGCGCGUCGCCAACCGCGUGCUGAGCCCGGCGGAGAUGGAGCUUGCCAAGACCCGUCCCACGCACGGAUCGCUCGCGACAGUGGUGAUCGGCGCCUGGGACUUCUCCCAAGGCAUCACGACGACGACGGCGACCGAUCUCACCGCCAACGCUUUGCACGGCAGCCUCGUCAACAUGCCGACGCGCGCCGUCACCGGCUGGUGUUGGGACGGCAGCGAGAUGAACUGGCAGAGCGCGCCGGAGCAGUACGGCGCGAUCCAUUUCCACGAGGACGACGUCUACGACGCGCGCUGGGAGGUCGAUUUCUCGCUCACCUGCCCCAAGCGGCUGAAGAGCGGCGUCUACGCCGCGAGGCUCCGGGGCGAAGGCGGCGGCGAGGAGUACAUCCCCUUCGCCGUCCGCGCCCCGCGCGGCGCGCCGACCGCGAAGAUCUGCUUCCUGCUCCCCACCGCGAGCUACAUGGCCUACGCCAACACCAACAUGUCCACCAACAUGGGCGCGGCGCAGAUUCUCGCGGGCCGGCUCACGGUGCUGAACGAGAAGAACCUGCAACGCAGCGAGCACCGGGAAUACGGCACCUCGCUCUACGACAGCCACAUCGACGGCAGCGGGAUCUGCUACUCCUCGCGGCUCAGGCCGAUCCUGAACUUCCGCCCGAAGGCGCUGGAAUGGAUCGGCGGGACCGAAUCCACGCUCUGGCAGUUCAACGCCGACACGCAUCUGACCGAGUGGCUGGAGGCGCGGGGCUUCGAGUACGACGUCGUCACCGACGAGGACCUGCACUACGAAGGUCUGUCGGCGAUCCAGGACUACACGGUCGUCCUCAGCGGCUCGCACCCCGAAUACCACUCGAAGGCGAUGUGGGACGCGAUGCAAGCCUAUCAGCAGCGCGGCGGGCGGCUCAUGUACAUGGGCGCCAACGGCUGGUACUGGCGCAUCGCCUACCACACCGAGGUGCCGGGAUGCAUCGAGGUGCGCCGCGCCGAGGACGGCAUCCGUACCUGGAUCGCGCGCCCCGGCGAGUACUAUCACAGCUUCACCGGCGAAUACGGCGGCCUCUGGCGGCGCAACGGGCGGCCGCCGCAGGUAAUCGUCGGCACCGGCUUCAGCGCUCAGGGCUUCGACAUCUCGUCCUACUACGUGCGCCAGCCGGACAGCUUCAAGCCGGAGGUCGCCUGGAUCUUCGACGGCAUCGGCGAGGACGAGAAGAUCGGCGAUUUCGGGCUGAUCGGCGGCGGCGCGGCAGGGCUGGAGCUCGACCGGGCCGACCCGCUGCUCGGCACACCGCCCAACACCUACGUGCUCGCGAGCUCCGAAGGCCACACCGACCUCUACCUCGUGGUCUGCGAGGAGCUCGACGUGAACCGGCCCAAUGCCGACGGCACGCAGGACCCGCUGGUGCGCGCCGACAUCGUGUUUUACGAGACCGCGAACGGCGGCGCGUGUUCUCCACCAGCUCGAUCGCCUGGUGCGGGAGCCUUGCCCACAACGACCACGACAACAACGUCUCGCGCUUGA